Molecule: messenger RNA, 1179 nt
Organism: Telopea speciosissima
Lineage: Eukaryota; Viridiplantae; Streptophyta; Magnoliopsida; Proteales; Proteaceae
Product: D-amino-acid transaminase, chloroplastic-like
Exons: 5
Coding region: 282-1172 (296 amino acids)
Biological process (GO): folic acid biosynthetic process
Molecular function (GO): pyridoxal phosphate binding; 4-amino-4-deoxychorismate lyase activity
Source: RefSeq, a predicted model, not a curated record
UCUCUGUUUUUCUACUUAUCUCUCUCUCUCUCUGGGAGCCUGAGGAAGAAGCUUGAUCAUAGUGGACAGAAAGAGGAACCAACGGUCUGAGACCUCCUUGAUUCGUCUCCACUCUCAUCUCCUUUUUGCCAUGGAGAACCCCUCUUCUGGUCAGUAAAAUAGCUGUAUCCGAGGUUGACAGUGGUAGCGAUCUUGUGGUUCCUGUGUAUUCAUCGUCGUUGGAGUUGCUUACGAAGCUGCAAGAGAAGUGGAACUCAGGGGAAAAGAAACCAUACCCAGCAAUGUAUUCUAGUAUUUUUGGUGGUAUUAUUCUUGACCUAGCAAUGAUGGUUAUUCCAAUCGAUGAUCAUAUGGUUCACCGAGGGCAUGGUGUCUUUGAUACAGCGAUGAUUCUCGAUGGAUACUUGUAUGAAUUGGACACCCAUCUGGACCGAUUUUUGAGAUCAGCAUCAAAAGCAAAGAUUUGUUCUCCUUUCCCUCGAUCAAGUCUUAGAAGCAUUCUUGUGCAGCUGGCAGCAGUGUCACAGUGCAGGAAAGGCUCUUUGAGGUAUUGGUUGAGUGCAGGCCCGGGGAACUUCUUGCUCUCACCUGCUGGCUGCCCAACAUCUGCAUUCUAUGCAAUAGUCAUUGCCGAUAACUACUCCCAAUGCAAAGAAGGGGUGAAAGUGGUAACAUCCACUGUACCCAUGAAGGCACCAGAAUUUGCUACCAUGAAGAAUGUGAACUACCUUCCAAACACCUUGUCCUUAAUGGAAGCUGAAGAGAAGGGAGCAUUUGCUGCCAUCUGGUUGGAUGAUGAGGGUUAUAUUGCAGAGGGACCAAAUGUAAAUGUUGCUUUUAUAACCCACAACAAGGAGCUUCUGUUGCCCUCAUUUGAUAAGAUCCUUAGUGGAUGCACUGCAAAGAGGCUUAUCGCUUUGGCACCCAAAUUGGUUGAGAAGGGCCUUUUGAAGAGUGUGAACACUACCAAUAUAACCCUGGAAGAAGGCAAAAGUGCAGCAGAGAUGAUGUUUGUAGGAAGUGGUCUUCCAAUAUUACCAAUUAUCAUGUGGGACGGAAAACCCAUAGGAGAUGGUAAGGUGGGAGAGUUGACACUUGCCCUCUCAGAUCUGCUAUGGGAGGACAUGGUAGCAGGUCCAGAAACUCAAAGGCUAUGCAUUCCUUAUGUGUAGGGUAUCA